UUGGUCGAGUCUGCGCAGGUAGUUUAGGAAUGCUGAGGCCACAGCUGCGGGGAGUAAACAAAACCUUUUUUUAACCCACCGGAAAGGACUUCCAGGAACUACUAUUGCUAUAGUUUACUGUAUUUUUUUAAACUUCUCCAGAGAAAAUCUCAAAAUACAGCUGUUUUUGUGGCUCUCGUUGAACGUUUCCUGAUUCAUCUUACCAGCGUCGAAAGUUGGGACACGUACAGCACCUUAGAUAAGUUUCACUUUGAUGGUGUUGUUCUUCAAUAUGUGCCAGCUUUCAUUAUAGGUAAUGUAAACGACAGGUUUUUUUUAGAGCUGUUCGGGUAAUGAAAAGUGUACAAGUGGUGGUGUGAAGAAGCUGGGCGUUGUUAAUGACACUCUGCCCUCUUUGAGACGCCAAUUAACGCUCCACACGCUGCUCGUGCGCAGGUGCACGUAUGACCAUGCUGUUAAAUCUGUUCAUACUCCUUCUACUCCUGUCCUGUGGAGAUCUGUUCUGUACGAGAAGGUUACUCUCCAAACAUGAAGGAUCCCAAGAUGAGGAAGUAUUUGUGGACGAGGGGGACGCAAAUUCGUUCUUGGGUCGCCACCUGCUGUUCAACCGGUUCGACUUUGAGAUUUUCGUUCCUGGAAAUCUGGAAAGAGAAUGUAUUGAAGAAGUCUGCAAUUACGAGGAAGCAAGGGAAGUCUUUGAAAACACUCCAGCUACAGAUGCUUUUUGGAAGACUUACGUUGCAGAGAAGAACAAACGUCCCUCACGAGUUGACGUCACAUCUCUUUUGGUGGGGUUGAUUGCUGCUGGAGUGGCCAUAGUUAUUGCCAGCCUCCUGCUCUGGUAUUUCUGUCAAGGCAGAUGUAAGGAUGACUUAAGUCGUGGCAGUUCCAUCCGGGUACGUCCCAGGAGGAGUAAUGCUUCUCUGAUUAUGCGACGGCUAGAGGAAGUGUCCCUACAGCCUGCGCUCCCACCCCAUAUGGAGGAAAUAGACCCCCCGGGGCUGCCCUCCUAUGAUCAGGCAAUCACAAGAAGUGGACAGCAUGAUGCCCCACCUCCUCCCUAUCCCGGUUCACGACCUGGAAGUAUUCGGCGGUAGUGUCUUCGAGACAACAUAUCUCCAUGUCUGUCAACAUAAAGCAGAGAAUUUACAUUUACACUCUGCGGCUCUACUUUACAUGGUAUACCUGUUUUUUCAUUAUCACAGGAUUUAAAACACUUCCUUAUUCCUUUUGUUUAUUGUUCUAAAUGAGCCACUUGUGCAUUUUUAAUCUGUUAUGGUGUGUUGGAUUACCUUUGGCUCUUCCCUAAAAGGAUAAUCUUGUAAAUUUCUGGCUUCCCCCUCUUGAUCUGCUAGUGCCAAAAUGUAGUUUUGCAGUAGCCUAUACUAACUAUGUUCUCAGGUGUGAUUAUGCUUUGUAAUAUAACCCAAACCCCAUACUGACUAAGCUUUUUAUCAAAAUGAAAAUGAAGAAUCUGUAAUAUUUUAGAGUUGCUGUAGAGGCGGCAUGUAUACAACGACUGAGUGCAAGAAUCUAUUUUAUUACACAAUAAGUAUUAAUGGUAAUUGAAGAGAGGUGGACUGAUUUGUGUACACAUGCGACUUCCCGUCUCUCCCAGAAGGAAAACAUUGUACCAGCAAAACUACCUUUAUUGGCACAAUGGUAAUUAUUGUCAUAAAGAAAAUGCUUUUAAGGGUAAUACAAGUGUUCUUUGUUUACCUUCAGCUGUAUAGCUUCAUCUUUUAAUAUUAUUAUUAUUUUUUAAAUUUUCUUGCUGCUUUAAGUUUUUGUGUGUCAUAAAAUGUAUGUGUGAAUCAGCAACUAAUGAGAAUGCUCUUCUCAUAUGAACUCAUUUUUACUGUCGAUAUCUACACUGUUGUUAACUAUUAAAUGUAAACAGAUGGAGGCGAAAGCUCUUCAGAGGCAGUUUUACAACAUUUUACAUGUACACAAAACAGGAUUUUAGAUUUAUAGAGGGAACUUAUAAUGGAGAUGAUGGCUAGAAAAUAUAUGAAAAGUUUAAGAGGAUGCAGCAAAACAUUAUCCAGCAUGUACAAAACAGAUAAGUUUGAAUGCAUUAUACAAUGUAAAAUUUCAUCAUGACAUUUUGAGAAUUUAUUGAAUAUUAAGUUUGCUGAAGCUGAUCCAAAGCAUAACUACUGAUCCAAAGCAUAACCACUUAAAGUAAAAAAUCAUUUAUAGAUGUUUUAAAUAAAAUUUAUAUUUUAAUUAUU
Thunnus maccoyii (southern bluefin tuna) is the source of this 2234-nucleotide messenger RNA. It is a transcript of the gene prrg4, whose product is annotated as proline rich Gla (G-carboxyglutamic acid) 4 (transmembrane). Gene Ontology annotation, cellular component: extracellular region. Lineage: Eukaryota; Metazoa; Chordata; Actinopteri; Scombriformes; Scombridae. Gene Ontology annotation, molecular function: calcium ion binding. The coding region runs from base 444 to 1097 and encodes 217 amino acids. The transcript is spliced from 6 exons. The record is from RefSeq and is a predicted model, not a curated record.